Messenger RNA from Bactrocera oleae (olive fruit fly), 1141 nucleotides. RefSeq lists its product as uncharacterized. Lineage: Eukaryota; Metazoa; Arthropoda; Insecta; Diptera; Tephritidae. The record is from RefSeq and is a predicted model, not a curated record.
AUUAUCAGAGUUCCCUUAAUACUCUUAAUCACAAUGUUUUUUUCCGUUCGUAAUAAAGGCAAGUUUCUUGUUGCAAAAUAAAAGGCCGUGAUUUAGUGAAAGCAAAUACUGGUCCAGGGAUUAAACGCUAUUGUAUCAAUCAGUAUAUCUACAUAACAUAGCGCUGGGGCAUUUUUCAGGGUUAGAUAGGUAUUAACAAAUUUCAGAAAAGCAGUAAAUAAAUGGUUUCACAGGUUCGAUGAUUUCUUGCCGGCAUGCGCAUGUACUUAUCUAAAUGAGAAUGCACUAAAAACGCCAUUAUGCAUUUGGGCGUUAACUAAUUUACAAGAUUAAUACAAAAACCACAUUGGAGCCGCGUAUGAAGUACCAAAGUGAGCAUGCUAUCUACGCAUCAACAACUAACACCAAAUAACCGCUAUGAUGUCAUCAUUGCGAUGCUUGCCAUAAUCUUUACGCUGCUCUUCACACUGCCAAGCACCCUCGUCGAUGGGUAUACAAUCAGUUCAGAUAGGCUCUCAAAGCCCACCUUAGCGAUGGACUCCAAAGUACUAUUUCACAGCCCUUCGUUGGGAAAUAUCUACAAAGAAAUGAUUGUAUCGUCGAAACCACUAAGUCUGCGCAAGUACAGCAAUGGUUCAAAGAUGAAAAAAACCAAAAAGGAUUCUAAAAUCUAUUACAUACCAAUACCUGCAACGCCAUACCGCUAUAUUCCCGGAGUGGGCUUCGAUUACCAGCCCAUGAAAAUUGAACCAAUAUUAGAGAAGGAAGCAUUGCCGUUAAGUAGUAUGAAUCCUUUAAAUGAAGGAGCGCCAACGACUUCUUCCAAUACUAUAGAUCACCAUACCGCAUCGAAUCAGAAGACCAAAAAUUACUGGUAUAGGCCAGUAGAUAAUGACAGCACAAGUUAUAAAAUUUCGAGUAAAAAGAAAAUUGACAUAGUGGCAAAUAGACCGCUAGACUUUGCAAGCGUCGAGAGUAAAAUCUAUCUCAUGAAUCGUGGACAUUAUUAUUUCAGUGGGAGACCAUUAAGACUGCAGGUGGCGCAUGCGCAACCAAAGAAUCAACUAACGCCACAUAAUCUUAAAUCAAAACUAUAUUUUAAUAAGAAAAUUAUUUAUUAAAAAUAUUAAGGACAACCAUA